Messenger RNA from Lates calcarifer (barramundi perch), 1450 nucleotides. RefSeq names its product spermatogenesis associated 6-like (gene spata6l). Gene Ontology annotation, molecular function: myosin light chain binding. Bases 72 to 1250 code for a protein of 392 amino acids. Lineage: Eukaryota; Metazoa; Chordata; Actinopteri; Centropomidae. The transcript is spliced from 13 exons. Gene Ontology annotation, biological process: spermatogenesis. The record is from RefSeq and is a predicted model, not a curated record.
CGGAGAAGAGUAGGCUUUAUUUAGAUGAAGCUACAGCUAAUCCGUCUUAUUACCUCAGAGUGGAGAGUCCAAUGUCUCGAAAAGCACUGAAAGUGGUUGUUGAAUUAAAGUUCAGAGCGGUGUCCUGUCCCGGUGUUCACCUACCAGCCAAAGAUGACAUCUACCUCAGCAUGUGCUUCAUGGGCCAGUACCGUCAGUCUGAAUGUCUCCCUGCCGUCUUCCCCCUGCUGUUUCACGAGAAGAUGACUUUUGAAAAGAUUUUCAGACAUGCAGUUGACCCUGGAGACAUCGCUGUAAUGCUCGAGUAUGAGACAGUCAGAGUUGAACUGGUGCAGCUGGUCCCUCCUGUGGGGGACACUCUGGCCUCCUUUGAGGAAGAUGCUCGACGGUUCUUAUUCCCAGAACCAAGACUGGUUCCCUCCUUCUCUGGAGUGGACCGAGAGGUUCUGAUGACCCGAGCACCUUACUUUCCAGGUAUCGCUCCGAGGUUGGAGUUCUCCACCAAAACCACCAUCAUUGAAUGCUCAGCUGAUGCAGAGAUUAACAUUUACCCCAACGUACCCAUGAGGCCGGUGGUAAAGAGGAAUACAAAGCGCUCCAGCAGACCCAGGACCUCCUCUCCUCAGAGGAAACAACCUCAAACCCCUGUAAGGAGACGAGGCGGCAGGAUGGCCAAAGGAAGACACAGCGCCUCCAGGUCGCUGUCACACAUUCCCAGAUCCCAGUCCCUGUCCCCGCUAAGAGCUGGAAACACCCAGCGUCUGGCCCGGCUCAGCCUGGACUCUGCAGCUCCUUUCUCGGCCAACAUGGACACAGCCAGCACCUCCCAGCCUAUGCUGGCCUCAUGGCCCGGAGCCAGUCGAUCUGACUCACCCCACAGGUCUGCGGUGUUUACCAACUCCUCCUCACCUUUGAUCAGGUCUUCAUCCACAGUGAGAUUCUCUCCAACUGGCAGAAGAAAAUCUUUAUCCAAUGGUGUGGUUGGAGGGAUAUCUGAGGACGACUCCAGCUCUUCAGAAACACACGACCCUUCUGACUACCGUCAUGGUCCUGACCCCUCAGCACUAUGGAGGUCUUACAGAGAACAAGCCAGACACAGCAGUUCUCACAGAGAAUGGGAAGAAGUCCAUGAGCGUGUGCGAGGACUCCUUACAACGCCAAAAGCUGUACGCCGACUUCUACACGGGGCCACAGUCUCUGAGGUAGAAAGGGUUUUGGCCAGACGGUCCAUCUCCCCAGGUCCGCCGUGAUGACCUGGCCAGGCUCUGUAAAGGGAAAGGGACCACCACCUCGCCAAUGGAGUCUUCAGAUGUCAUGACUCUCCUGUUGUGCAUGUGUGUGUGCAAAACAGAGGUGUGUUUAAGUGCAGUGGUUUGAUAAAUGUCCACAUACUUUGUUAUGAUGGCAAAAUAAUGUGUUUCCCGUUUAAAUAAACCUCAGUGAAAUUAAA